ACCGCAGAACAUGGCGGACACAAGGACAGCACCUCGGACGUCUGGAGAAGAGAACUCAGAGAUCCAGUUAGAAAUUAGACAAGAAACGUUUCUUUACCCAGUGGAUAAAUCGCCUUCCCUCAUCUUUCUCCCGCUGCAUGGAUUACAGGAAGCUAUUGUCAGCAUUUCCGGUGCAUUGGGCAGUGCAGUCCUCCUCGCCAAUCAGAUCGGAGCUGGUCAUUUAACGGAAGUGAGGUCCCAGAUUCUGAGUCUGUUCCUUUUUACAAGUGGCGUUGCCAGUUUAUUGCAGGUCUGCAUAGGGUGUCGAUUACCGGUCAUUCACGGUCCUAACACGUCAUAUCUGAUUGCAAUAGCUGCCAUUCUCAAUGCCCCAAAAUGGAGUGAUGAAUCUCUGGGCAUGGAUGGAUCUGCCAAUGUCACCUCAUCUACCAACUGGAAGAUCCGAAUGAGAGAGAUCCAGGGUGACCUAAUGCUGGCCUCAGGGGUUCAGUUCCUUCUGGGAAUAACGGGAAUUCUGGGCUUCCUCCUAAGGUUCAUCGGUCCUCUGACAGUGGCUCCAACUGUACUUGUCCUCGGAUUAACGCUAUGUCGUUACGUUAUACCGCUGUGUGAACAACACUGGGGAAUAGCCAGCUUAUCGAUCGUGCUCGUCCUGGUGUUUUCCAUGUUUCUGGCGAAGGUCAGUAUUCCCUUUCCUGGCUACAACAGGAAGAAGAAAUGUCACGUGACUCACUAUCCGCUGUUUCAGCUGAAUGCUGUGGUUCUGGCAAUCGGACUGUCUUGGUGUUUGUGUCAUGUGCUAACGGUCACAGAUGUGUUGUCUAGCAACUCCACUGUCCAUGGUUACAUGGCUAGAACUGACGUCAGAACAAGCGCCCUCUACAAUGCUCCGUGGUUCUAUUUCCCUCUGCCAUUUCAGUUCGGAACACCGACCAUAAGCUCCUCGGGUUUCACGGCCAUGUUUAUCAUCACCAUAGUUACGAUCAUCCAGGUACCAGGCUUUUACUCUGCAACGGCCAGUGUAGUAGAGUUACCUCCCCCUCCGGCCCACGCCUUGAAUAGAGGGAUAGCCGUGGACGGUAUAAGCUCUGUAAUCAGCGGCAUGCUGGGUGGGGUGUAUUCAAGCAUCUUGUACAUACAGAGCCUUGGGGUGGUCACUGUCACUAAGGUUGCGAGUCGGAGUGUGUUUGUGACAGCGGCCUUGAUUCUGAUGAUAGGGGGCGUCGUAGGCAAGGUUGGGGCGGUGUUCACAAUCAUCCCCGACCCAGUAGUUGGCGGGGUCAACUUUGUGGCAGUGAGCACAGUGACGGCAGUGGGCGUGUCUAUGUUGAAUGCAGUCGACCUGUCUUCCUCCAGGAACCUCCUAAUCCUGGGGAUAUCGCUCUCUCUGGGUCUCCUCCUGCCAGACUGGAUGGCCGCUAACGAAAACGCUAUCAAUACAGGCAACGAAGUACUCGAUCAGUUACUGGAGAUGCUGCUGGUGACACCCAUGUUCGUGACCAUGUUCUUGGGAUGUGUCCUGGACAAUCUGGCUCCAGGUACACGGGAGGAACGUGGCAUGGCCAAGCGAAAUUUAGAAGCAGCAUGUGACACUCAAGAGACAACAGAUGACCCGUACAGGCUACCAUACAUCAGCACCUUCAUGGACAAACUCGGAUGCUGUUCAUAUUUCCCUGCGUCUCCCACGUUCAAACAGGUGUUGGUAACGUGUAACAAGGACAAGGAGGGAGAACACAUUGUAGAAUAGUAUUUGAACAGCCAUAUUAGACAAAUUUAUACACACAUAGAUAAUUUGUCAAAUCUGUGUAAAAUGCUCUCCUGAAAGAACAUUAAGAACCAGAUUAUCACAUGUUUGUGAAAGCUGGCUCAAAGAUAAUAAACAAACAAACAAACCAUGAAUUAAUGAUACAAGAAAGAAAGGGAUAAGAGAUCAUUAGCAGUCAAAGUUAGGCCACCGUACUAGUAAUAUUUGAUCGAAUAUUUCAAAAGAAUAUCGAGAUACGAUUCAGGCAAAUGUUUCAAGAGCUGAUCGUGAUUAUUAUCAG
Molecule: messenger RNA, 2045 nt
Organism: Haliotis rubra (blacklip abalone)
Lineage: Eukaryota; Metazoa; Mollusca; Gastropoda; Lepetellida; Haliotidae
Product: solute carrier family 23 member 2-like
Exons: 11
Coding region: 11-1747 (578 amino acids)
Biological process (GO): transmembrane transport
Cellular component (GO): membrane
Molecular function (GO): transmembrane transporter activity
Source: RefSeq, a predicted model, not a curated record